CCCCCAGUAUCCAAUGGCGUCACGGAACGUUACUUUCUGACGUCACUGUCGAAAGUCUCGCGUUGCGCGAGAAGAGGCGUGACCGAAUGGCGGCGAUGAUAAUGUAAACAUUGACGUGACCUAAUUAAUUAACGUCAGGUUUAAUCUCACAUCAUGUCGGAGUCUCUCCUUACUCCACAAGCCCCAUUAGAUCUUGGCCGUCUAGAAAAACAAGCCAAGGAAAAUGGGACGAAAUAUGUGGCCAGCCUUUUACAGCGUCCAGACCAGUUGGAGAGGGUGGACCAGUAUCGUAGAAGGGUGGCAAGGAAAAAGGCGUCAGUAGAGACGAUGUUGAAAACGGCGGUACAGUCACAGCUUGAUGGAGUAAGGACAGGCCUGAACCAGCUACAAAGUGCCCUACAUGAUGUACAUGAAAUCAAGAAAAGUUUGGACCAGGUUGAUGAACAGUACAAGCGUAUGGGGCCGCUGCAGAAGAAAAUAGGGACAGUUUUAGAUGAAAAUCAAAAGUUCUGCCAGUUGGCCACAGCGAUGGAGAACUUGAAGCAUAUAUUUACAGUGCCAGAGAGUGUGAAGAAGACAGAAGAGUUGAUAAACGAUGGAAAACUGCUUUAUGCACAUAAACACCUGACGGAAUUAGAGACGGCCAGGGACGAUCUUCUUUUUGAGCUCCAUAAACAGCCCAACAGAAGUCCUACGGAUGACAAUACCCUGCAGAAGUAUUUUGCCGAUGUUGCCAAGUUGUCUGUGACCCUCGGUAAACAGUUAUGGAUCAUUCUGCAGCGCGUCCUCAUGUCCGUCAGGCGGGAACCAACCCUGAUUGUGACCGCUCUCAGGAUCAUCGAGAGGGAGGAAAAGUUGGACCAGAUAUCUUUUAAGCGGAAGGAGCAGACAGGAUUUAUGCCCCCUGACCGUCCCAAACGCUGGAAGGACAAGUGCUUCUCUGUCAUGGAGGAAUGGAUCUCAAACAGGAUUGAAGGUAAUCAGAUGGAGGAUCGUUCAGGCAACAAGAUGUGGCUGGUACGCCAUCUAGAGGUCACCAGGCAGAUCAUGCUAGAAGAUCUGAGAGUGGCCAAGACCCUCCUUCCGGCCGUGUUUCCGCCUUCGUACAACAUAGUGAACAAGUUUGUCUGGAUGUACCAUAACGGCCUAUCCAAACAUAUACAAGAGAUGAUAAGUCAACAGCUGGAGGGAAAUGAGUUUGUGUCCCUGCUUUCCUGGCUUAACAGUUACGACUCUCCGGAGCUGAUGAAGCACCCCUCACUGGAAAUCAACACAAAGGAUCUGGGGCCCCUACUGGAUGACAACCAGGUCAAACUACUACAAACGCAGUAUUUGACGUACAUGAAAGCCAAUAUCCAGGAAUGGACUGGAAACACGCUGAAAUCAGAGCAGAAGGACUGGUGCCGAGAUGAGGGACCGGAUCAAGAUGGGGAGGGAUUCUACAACACAUCGCUGCCGGUCAUCAUCUUCCAGAUGAUUGAACAAAAUAUUCAAGUAGCCAUGGUGUUAGGAAAGGACAUUGUCAUAAGCAGUCUAGAACAGUUUGUGGAGGUGCUUAGUGACUUUGCUGAGCAGUUGAAAGGGGUGGUAGUGAUUUACAAAGACAGACAUCUAAAUGACAGGAGGGAACCCAAGUUUUACCUCCACUAUUUGAUAGCAACUUGUAACAACCUGCUGACAUUUGGUGAGUAUAUGAAGCAGCUACGUAAACGCUAUUUGAAGAACGAGUAUGACAAAGAAGAUGAUGACGAAACAAACAGUCGCAACGACAGAUUUCUGGUUUUGAAAGACACUUUCAACAAAAUAGCUGCAGCGGUGGUUGAAUACAUUCUGGAUGAAGUAUUAAUUGAUUUGAAAAACCAUGAACACUGCUUUAACGAACUAAUGACCAAAAAUUGGCAGCAAACUGGACAAGCUAUUGAGGUGAUCGUAGCGACCUGGCACGACUAUGGGACAGACUUUGUGCACCUCAAACCUAACCUGGAAAAACAACUCUACCAGAAGGCCAAGAAAAUUAUCCUGAAGGAAUAUUUAAAGGCCAUCCUCUCAAAGAAGCUGACUUUUAAGCAGUAUGAGGAGAGGAAAAACGCGGCUGAAAAAAUGAUAAAAGAGUCGGAGCAACUGGAGUUUAUGUUUCAGAAGUAUAAAGAAGAUGAGGAGGUGACCUUUGCCAUUCUUCCAAUGAUGGCUGAGAGUCUCAAGUUAAAGGACACGUCCAUGCUUUCCCUGGAAAUAGCAGGCAUGAUGAAGCGGUUUCCGGACAUCCGCCUUGACCAGAUGAUCAACCUAUUGUUGUGCCGGGGAGAUAUGAGCCGGUCUGAGGCUCGCCAAAUGGUUAUUGAAACUGUUGGAGAAGAAAAGGCUCAACGCUCAGUAAACGUUGGGAUUUUCCAUGAACUUUUUAAUGAGAUGAAGUAGAUGGUGAUUUUGGAGACUGAAAGAUGUUUAUCGAGAUGUAAGAUAUGGCUUUGAAUUUGUUGCAGCUUUCAUAUGAAAUACUAGGAGUGGGGUCCAAGAUAGGAGUUGAAAUCAAUUGAGGAAAAACUCGCUUAAUUUUGAAAAAUUGAGCGAAAAUUGAGUUAUUUCUUUUCAUGAUGAGUAAAAUUAAACUUUCGAAUAGAAAAAGGAUAAACUUAGACCCCCAUUUUUUAUAGUUUAUUUCUUUUGAUGAUGAACUCUCAAACUGAAAGAUGAUAAAAUUAGGCCAGAUUUGUUAAAUUGUAUGUUUGACAUCUCCUGACUGACUCACAAAAACACCCUCAACCAAGUUUAUUUUUUAACCUUUGUGGUUGUAUUUUAUUUUUUUUACCACUGAAUGAAGGGGUUAGGAAGUACCGGUAAAAAUAAAUAUGUGGGUAUGGAAAGGUCAAAUAAGGUGUUUAUUAACUUUGGUAUGUGGAGUACCUCUGAUAUUAUUAAAAUAUUGCCACAAUUGGUACUCUCUGAAUUGAAUACUGUUGAGUAAUUCAUUAUUUAGGUAGAGUAAAAUACACAAAUAACAUUAUCAAAAUCAGAAGAUAUAUUCUAGUCCUUAAUCAGAAUUAGAUAAAAAAAGAGUAGAUUAUGAAUGAGAGACAGUCAAACUGUUGUUCUAAAGAAUGUUAUAUGAGUAUUCAACAUUGUAAAUGGAAUAAUUCAGAUGUGGUUUGCUGUAAAGUGCUAUUGAAAAUAUGUAUUUUUUUUGCUUUACAAUUGUAUACUUUGUUCUCCAAAAGAUGUGCAAUAAAUAAACAUUAUAUAAUUAUA
Messenger RNA from Mya arenaria, 3246 nucleotides. RefSeq names its product exocyst complex component 3-like. Gene Ontology annotation, biological process: exocytosis; exocyst localization. Gene Ontology annotation, molecular function: SNARE binding. The record is from RefSeq and is a predicted model, not a curated record. Bases 154 to 2418 code for a protein of 754 amino acids. The transcript has 23 exons. Gene Ontology annotation, cellular component: exocyst. Lineage: Eukaryota; Metazoa; Mollusca; Bivalvia; Myida; Myidae.